AAUAAAUUUCGUCAGACCCCCGGAUAGAUUUGCGAUUCAUUUUUUUCUGUCAAACACGUGAGCACCUCGAUUUCCAUUAAGUGCCGAAUGUAAUGAGAUAAACUAUUAAUCAAGUUUAAAAGGUCUGAAAGAGUAAUUAUUAAAAAUGCGGGUCUUGUCAAAACAAUUAUUGUCCGCGACACGAUCGUACUUAAACAGGAGCACACGAUUAUCGCUGUCUUGUACAACGUUGAGGUUGUGUUCGUCGGCUGCGAUUCAGACCAUUGAGAAAAAAGUUAAUUCGUUUGGCAAAUUAAAUAUUAAUUUGCCCUACAAUGUUGAAAUAAAAGCAACAGAUCCUCAUAAAUAUCCAAAUAUGGAUACUCUGCUGGUUAAAUUGUUUUCUAACGAAGUAACUGAUAUUAAAGAGGAUUUAAUAAAGGUUGAUGUUUCCGAUGUAACGCAAAUUGAAGCUCUUGAAAAUAAUUACAUUGGAGAUAUCAAGUGUGUCAUCGAAGUACCUGUAAGAUAUGAUAUUGAUGCAAAGACAGUGGGAGAAGGAAAUGUAGCUAUUUCUGGACUGAUAUCAAGUAGUAUUAAUGUACAAACCGAGUAUGGAAGCAUUGUUGGUGCUAAAUUGCAAGGAGAAAAUAUUGUUUUUUCGUCCAGUGAAGGAGGUUCAAUCACUUUGCAGAAAGGAGUUCAAGGAAAUAUUGAAAUUAAUACUGCUGGAGACGGAGCUGUAAUGACAGAUAAAUGUGCAGGCAAUGAAUUGGAUAUAUCAACAGAGAAUGGUGACAUUAAUCUCGGUAGCAAUUAUUGUGAAAGAUCAACAUUUUCAACAGUGAAUGGCAAUAUGUACCUUAACAAUUUACACUUAAAUUCAACUGUCGACAUCACCGGCACUGGAUCACUUAACAUCUCCUGUCUCGAUGGAUCUCUACAAGCUAAUUUACAAGACGGUCCAGCUAAAAUCCAACUCGUUAGGUUAAUUGGCGACUCAGAAAUAAAGUCUCAGAAUGAUGUAAGCUUGGCAAUUCCAGAGGACAAUGAUGUAAAAUUAAUUUUAAAAGCAUCUAAAUUAUAUAUUGAUCAUAAAUUUACCGGAGAAUACUCUGAUGACGGUAAACAAUUUGUCAGUGAAAAUACUGGAAAUGCAUUUAAAGUAGAAACUAACCAAAGUAUUCAAGUAGCUCCUUCUAAUUGGAUUGAAUCAUUAGGUUUGAAGCAAAGUGUCAAAAAACAUUAGAUUUAAGCUUUAAUUAAUAUUUAUUUCUUUUUGUUUAUCAUGAUUUAUUAAAGUAUUCACAUAUGUACAGCAACUUGAUGAUUGCUUUCGGUAUUAAAAGAUAAUGAUUUUCCGAGACUAAACAGCGAUGGUCCCGGAGCAAGAAUAGGUGCACUUCCUACACAUUCGUCACCUACAAAAAAGACUGCGAACUGAAAAAAUUAUUCAUUAAUUAUUUAUUAAUAAAAAUAAUGAUAAAUAAUAA
Molecule: messenger RNA, 1472 nt
Organism: Cotesia glomerata
Lineage: Eukaryota; Metazoa; Arthropoda; Insecta; Hymenoptera; Braconidae
Product: protein FAM185A-like
Exons: 4
Coding region: 146-1228 (360 amino acids)
Source: RefSeq, a predicted model, not a curated record